AUGAAACAUGUGCCAGGAGCUUGGCAAUUGCUUUCGUUUUCAUUCUUUUAUAUUCCCUUCCUUUCUCCUUAUAGUUAUAUUGGUAGCUAUAACAAUCUGGUCAAGGCUGUGGAAAAGUAUGGAGACCCAAUAACUAAAACAUUCAGAUUGACCACUUCUAAAUCAAAUUCUGUUUGGAUUAGUGAUCCAAAAUUAUUGAAAGAAUACUUCAUUGCAAAGGCUCACAAUUUCGAAAAGCCAAAUUACAAUGUGGCAGCCUUCUUUGGGGAAAAUAUUCUAUCAGCACAAAACAAUGAAAGUUGGAAGAAACACUUUAAAGUUUGUAAUCCAGCAUUUGGUCCAAAAAAUCUCAAAUAUCUCUGUAAGGUUGCAGUAGAGUCUUGUAAUUCAAUGUUUGAGAUGUGGGAUAGAAGAUGCGAUGGUACAAACAAUUGCAUUCUCGAACAUGAUGACUACCCAAAUUUGAGUUUGCAAAUUUUGGGCUUGGCAGGUUUAAAUAUUGACUUUGGUAUCUAUGCUGAGGAAGCAGAGGGUAAACAGUUCAGAUUUCAUAUGGUAAAUAUGCAAUCAGGAAGAUCCAUUAUUUUAAAAAUGUUCUUUGACAAAGAGUCUUUCAUGUACAAACUCAUUGGUAGAAUUACUGGCAUUUCACAAUCUAUUGAAUUUUGCAGUAAAUAUUUGGAUAAAAUGAUAGAGGAAAGAAAAGCUAAAUUGAAGAAUGAAGAUUUCUGUGAGGCAGAUGAAAUGAGCGAUAUUUUGAGUCUGUUGGUGAAGGCUAAUGUAAUUGAAAAUUCAAUUUCUAAUGAUGAACUCAAAAGUAACUCGAUGGUAAUGAGCGUUGCUGGCCAUGAGACGACGGCGAACGCUUUGAGAUGGGCCUCUUACUACAUCUCAAAAAAUACCCAAGUCCAAGAAAGGUUAUGGAGAGAGAUUGACGCCGUACUCAAUGGAAGAAAUCCUACCUAUGAAGAUUACCAAUCUUUGGAAUAUGUAAAUGCUGUGUUGUUGGAGACUUUAAGAUUGUCUCCACCAGUCUUACACAUGGGAAGAGUUGCUCUUAAAAAUCUCACUUUGGGAGAGUAUGAAAUUAAAAAGGGAGUGUCUGUAAUUCCAAUGUUUGGAUAUGUACAGAGGAGGGAAGACAUUUGGCCUAAUGCUUCAGAAUUCAACCCAGAGAGAUUCCUUGAUCCAGAGGUUAAGGCUAAUUAUCAACACAACUUUACCUUUGCGGCUUUUAGCUUUGCAAAUAGACAAUGUUUGGGAAAGAACUUUGCAUUGUUGGAGGCAUGCAUGAUUUUAUCCUCAAUGAUGCAAAAAUAUGAACUCAAAUUAUUGAAUGAUGAGGAAACAGAUCCUAUAGUUGCUGUACCAUUUCCUGUUAAUCGUCCUUCGAAGAACUUGAAAAUUCAAUUGUCGAAGAGACACGAUUAG
Molecule: messenger RNA, 1431 nt
Organism: Naegleria gruberi
Lineage: Eukaryota; Heterolobosea; Eutetramitea; Acrasida; Naegleriidae
Exons: 1
Coding region: 1-1431 (476 amino acids)
Molecular function (GO): oxidoreductase activity, acting on paired donors, with incorporation or reduction of molecular oxygen; iron ion binding; monooxygenase activity
Source: RefSeq, a predicted model, not a curated record